AUGAGAUUAUUGGCACUAGAAUUGCUUGUAUUGACAAAAGCACAAGGACCUCCUACAGAUAAAAAACCACCAGUCUGGUGUCGCCAAUGUAUGGAUCCACUGACGAAGUACGCCGAAUAUAAAGAAAUCAGCUGCGACAGAUCGAGUUGCUCCACUACUACUGAUAGAACAAAUUGCAACGCUGUCAGCCUUUGCGAUGAGGGAGAAGUGUGCUUGGCGAGCUUUGACUUGCAGCCUGGAGAUUACAAGACCUUUGAGGAUUAUGGGUUCAUGAAUGGAACGCUGACGACGAUGAGGAUAAAGGCGAAGUUUAGAUGUGAGAAAUCUGCUGAUAUCAAAAAGCUAUUUCCCCUAUUCAAUCCAGAAGUUGAGCGAGUUUGUCGCGUGAAUCCAGAGGAAUGGGUUCAUUUUACGCCAAAUGGGACGAUGUCUUACAAAUUUGCUUGUGCAUGCGCAGACUCAUCAUGGGAUCACCAAAAUGCUUGCAAUGCUCAACCGAUUUUCGUUGAAGACCUGCAGAGUCUCGCAAGAAAGUAUUUGAAAGAUCCCGAGUCAGAGAAUAUCGGAAGAGAAGAACUGAUGGUCAUGAUCGUCAUCGCACUUGGAUGCGGAUUUGUUUUCAUCACUUUAGCCUUGAUCAUCGUUACGAUGGUGAAACGAGGUCGAUCUAAUGAUGAUGAGUUUGAAAGCUCGAUCAAUCAAAUCAAAGAGGAUCCCCAGAUAGACUCAGAAUUGAUAAACGAGAGCUCUCCACUAGCAGCUCCACUUGCUGGAGAAGCUGAUCUGACGGUUACAAAUACUGAAGACGAAAAGAGCUAG
Messenger RNA from Oikopleura dioica, 819 nucleotides. NCBI's taxonomy places the organism in Eukaryota, Metazoa, Chordata, Appendicularia, Copelata, Oikopleuridae. The record is from the annotation of a GenBank genome assembly.